AUGACGUUUAGCAGCUUACGAAAGGUCAGUUGCGUGAAGAAAGUCAUUUGCGCAGCGUCGACGUGGAAGGCGAUGAAAGAAUUAAACAGGCUUUUCUCUUCAUCAGUGAGCCCGGACGUGAACCCAGCAGACUACAGGUCACUCUCUGGGGUGAAUAGGGGUUAUACUGCGCCGACAAUACCUCGUAGAACGGUACAUUGUUCGGAGCAGCAGCCGGUGACCGAUCGUGCCCAAGCUACUCUUCCCCCGGAUCUACACCACCCGGAAACACCGGGUCCCGACAGAGACGCACCCUGUCGCGCCAAGAGCCGUCCGAACAAUCUCCUCCAUCCAGCCAAAAUCACACUAAGCGCUCAAAGAGGCCCGCAGUUCCCCACGAAGGGGCCUGCACAACGCAAACGAGCUUCAUUCAAGCCCGCAUCCUCUGACAUCCGAGGAGCUGCGCAUGAUGACGUCGAAACCGCUGAGAGGAUACUCAUUACAGACCAGCAGCAUGGAUCUCAUCUGGGAACGGACCGGGAUAAUGACGGGUCCGAUGGGCGUCACCAGCCGCUAGGCGACGAGUUGGAGUGCCCGAACCCUAUGGCCACGGAAAUCCCCCGAACAGGUGUGGAUGAUAAUGGGCAAAUAUUAGACGAACCUCGCGAUCGGUUAUCAGCAGCUGACCAAGUGCGAAAACGAUGUUCAAAUUUCUGCCACAGGAGGUUUAGAGCCGUCAACAGGCGCCGAGCGGAGGCCUCGGUCUGGGGAUUAAACGAACCUGUUAUUACCGAGUCAUCGCCACCACCAUAUGAGGCCGUCCUUCUGCAACAAGACGGGUUCGGCAAUAACGUGGAAGAGCGCUCAUCGCCGGCCGACGGAAGGAGACGACACGUCACCGCGCCCGUACCUCCGUGGGACGCAGAUCUAGUCGAUAAAUUCCGAAACGACCCUCGCGGCAGAAGUUCCUGCUUGAUAGGAUUGCCGAUGCCUGCGAGUAUAAACGUCCAAGCUGAGAAAUACAACGUAUUUUCCAUUAGGGCGAAGUACAACAACCAGCAAAUGAUUCAGAAGCUCCGGUACAGCGAAUUCGACGCCGGAUGUGCUGUAGGGCAAGACAUUGAAACCUACUUCAAAGCCAAUCCCCACCGGAUUCGCACCUGA
Molecule: messenger RNA, 1143 nt
Organism: Guyanagaster necrorhizus
Lineage: Eukaryota; Fungi; Basidiomycota; Agaricomycetes; Agaricales; Physalacriaceae
Exons: 8
Coding region: 1-1143 (380 amino acids)
Source: RefSeq, a predicted model, not a curated record